GUUCUUACGUGCUUUGCCCUCCACACUGUGUUCGUCAGCACAGCGCCGUACCUCCAGCACAAUCCCGUUUCCAAUAUCGAGAACCCGAGACCGAGUCGAGAGAGCAUCUUCUCAUGCAAGCUGUGUUGUGUGUAUACUACUAGUAGCCGAUCAGCGAAAUCCAUCAGUCAAGUUUUUCGUACGGAAGAUAAGCACGCAUGGAAAAAUGUCCAAUUUCGGGCCGUACAAGUGUGUAAUUGGUUCACCUCUGGUUGUCUAAUUUAGUGCAUUUUCGAGUGGAUUAUUGUGUUUCUAACAAUAACUACUACAAAACGGUCGCUCACAAUCCAGAAGAUCAUCAGCAUUCGCUCUCUGAAACCAAUUAUAUGACAUUUGCUUUAUCCCUUCCGUCGUCGGAUCGCCGCAGGCACUACUAGACGCAAUCACGCACCAUGAUUCAAGGCUACGGUCCGGUAACACAGGCCUUGCUGGGAACCCUGCUAACAUGGGGUCUGACGGCACUCGGUUCGGCAAUGGUGAUCUUUCUGCGAGGCAACCAGCGCAAAUCGUUGGACAUUUCGUUGGGAUUUGCCGCUGGCGUGAUGGUCGCCGCCAGUUUCUGGUCACUGUUAGCACCCGCUAUUGAGCUGGCUGAAAGUUCCAACAUGUACGGCAGCAAGGGUGAGUUUGCCUUCAUACCGGUGGCAGUUGGAUUUCUGCUAGGAGCCAUCUUUGUGUAUGGAACCGAUAGAGUUAUCUCGUUCCUGGGUAUUAACAGUCCGACCAUGAUGAUUGCGUUGACUCAUGCCAACAAAGACAAGGCGGACAUUGCGAUUGACGAUCAGGUUUCGUCACUGGAACAUGGGAGAAGCUCUUAUGCUGGAGUCACACCAAACCCACAGGACCAUUCGCUUGCAAUCGGGAUGGACAGUUUUGCCGAUUGUCUUAACGCACAGCAUGAAAACGUUUCGAGGAAGCGAAGGAAGGGCAGCGAACAUUCGAAGGAGCAAUCUCUCUACACUAACGCCACUCAAAGUCAGAUCGACGCUCAGCUAUCUCAGUGGAAACGAAUCAUGCUGCUAGUGGUAGCUAUUACCGUUCACAACAUUCCUGAAGGAUUAGCAGUGGGUGUAAGCUUUGGUGCAAUCGGAACGACAGAGUCGGCAACGUUUGAGGCGGCCCGGAAUUUAGCUAUCGGUAUUGGUAUUCAAAACUUUCCUGAAGGAUUGGCCGUUAGCCUGCCGCUACAUGCAGCCGGUUUUAGUCUGGGUAAAAGCUUCUGGUACGGUCAGCUUUCGGGGAUGGUAGAACCGAUCUUCGGAGUUCUCGGUGCAGUUGCUGUGAGUCUCGCUACGAUUAUUUUACCCUAUGCGCUGUCGUUCGCCGCUGGCGCUAUGAUUUAUAUUGUUGCGGACGAUAUUUUGCCUGAGGCGCAUGCUAGUGGCAAUGGUCAGUUAGCGACCUGGGGAACUGUCGCAGGUUUCGUUGUAAUGAUGUGCCUCGAUGUUGGGCUUGGUUAAAUCUCUCCUUGUUCCGUUGCUUAAACCGCAUAAACCAAUGUGAUUCGACUGUUGAAAUGUACUUCAAUUUGCGUAAGUAUUACUUGUAUUCGUUAGAUGCUUAAUAGUGUGAGAGAUGAGAAGAAAAAAAAACAAAUAGAAAGAAUUAUUAAGCAACGCCUCUCGAUUUUCCCACGAAGUGUGGCACUAAUGGUAGCAUAUUGCAAACACCUACACACAAACAUGAGAUGUACAUAUUGGACAAAAUCCAACGCAAAACGUUUUUUCCUUCUUAUUUUAAUCAAGUUUACUUAGUAUACUGUACAAAUAAAUUUUAUGACAAGUGGUAA
This is a messenger RNA of Wyeomyia smithii (pitcher-plant mosquito), 1828 nucleotides long. RefSeq names its product zinc transporter ZIP11 (gene Zip48C). NCBI's taxonomy places the organism in Eukaryota, Metazoa, Arthropoda, Insecta, Diptera, Culicidae. The record is from RefSeq and is a predicted model, not a curated record. The transcript has 5 exons. The coding region runs from base 432 to 1499 and encodes 355 amino acids. Gene Ontology annotation, biological process: zinc ion transmembrane transport. Gene Ontology annotation, cellular component: membrane. Gene Ontology annotation, molecular function: zinc ion transmembrane transporter activity.